Bactrocera dorsalis (oriental fruit fly) is the source of this 7676-nucleotide messenger RNA. It is a transcript of the gene nub, whose product is annotated as protein nubbin. NCBI's taxonomy places the organism in Eukaryota, Metazoa, Arthropoda, Insecta, Diptera, Tephritidae. The transcript is spliced from 5 exons. The record is from RefSeq and is a predicted model, not a curated record. Gene Ontology annotation, molecular function: RNA polymerase II cis-regulatory region sequence-specific DNA binding; DNA-binding transcription factor activity, RNA polymerase II-specific. Gene Ontology annotation, biological process: regulation of transcription by RNA polymerase II. Bases 4093 to 6594 code for a protein of 833 amino acids.
UGCACUGAGUUUCUCGUUGCAAGGUUGUGCUAUUGAAGCUUCAACACAAACUAAAACUUUUGCCAUAUUAGAAAUAUACUGAAGAUUUAAAGUUUAUAAAGAAAUUAGCUUAUAAGUACAAGAUACAUACAUAUAUGUAUACUCUUACAAAGGAUCUGAGAAGUUGUUUGGUGUGGAUAACGGAAUUAAACGACUACACCUAUGGUGGUAUGAUUUUAAUAGAGGCUUGUGAAAUAAUGAAUAAGAAAACUGGAAAAACGAGAAUUCGUCCCCAACCAAAUGAUGAGGCUGGUAUAAAUGGACAGGAUCUUCAUAAAUCUGUAUUUACUACAUUUGAUAACUGUAUAAUAUAUUUCUUUGCUUCGUUCAAGGUACAUGUGCCCUGGAAUCCUCCGGUUGGAAAAUAAUUAAGCAAGUGUGGAUCUUAAACAGCUGACUGAAAGAAUUCGGAAUUAAUAAUUAUCUUUUGAAUAAUGAUUAGAUAGUAUCAUACCAAUCUGAAAAUAUGUACAUAUAUUGUAAGCACCGUCAGUUAUUUUGCGUAGUAUAAAGUGACAUCAGACGGAUAUGAAGGAUUAAUCUAAAAAGCCUUCUGAUCUCGAUAACACCGAUGAGAACUAUAAGAAAGCUUUGCCGCUUCCAAACACUACUUUGUAUAGAGGUCACGAGUGCGAGGCCGCCUAAAAAACACUUGUAAAACAUGAACACAUACUAUGUGCAAAUUGAUUAAUCAUUAUCGAGAAUAUACUCGCACAUAACUCCUUAUUCAUUGCCUGCGUUAUGAAACUUUGUGAAGCGGUGAGAGCAUUUGGUAAUGUUGUCUUUGUAAUUAGAUCCAUUGCAAAGAUAAAUUGUUUAGACUUUGUACGCACGUAGUAUUCAUAUAUGCAUACAUAUGUACAUAUAUGUAUGUAUAGAUAUGCUUAAAAACCAGCAUAUGCAUGUAAACUCAUCGAGGUCUAACUGUCGUAAGCAUCAUUAUCGGUGCAAUCACAAUAAUUGUAAUUAUUUCUACUUGUAUCACCAUAACUUAAAGCUAAUCAACAUACCCGUACACUACGCACAUUGCAAGCUAACUUGCCCACAUACACGUGUACAUAUGUAUGUACAUACAUACAUUCUCGUAUAUGCGUGCGGACUCUAAAUAAGGCCUUUGCAACUUCUUCGGGUUGACUUUUUAGCAAAUUGUGUGUAACCAUUUAAUAAGAAACAGUUUCACGAGCAGCUAUGUGCAUCCAUGAUAAUAAUAUUGGAAAUACGAAAAGACUUUUUCGACUACCCAAUACCAUGCUUCUUACGAAUAUUUCCACAAACACAUAAAUGCGUUUUGAAAUUAGUUCUCAAAAACCAAUGCGAAUUCGAAAACAAACACAAUCAAAUUUGAAUAAAAACAGAGGCUUUUCACAAUUUAGUGGCUGCCCACGAAUCCAAAAGUCUCGACGGCACUCUAAUGAAUUUUGAUCGUACCAGUAGAAUAAUUUGAUUAGAGUUUUUUUAAAUAAAAUCAUUAAUUUUACAAGCAAAAUAUUCAGGCUUUGAAGAAAAGCUACAAAAAGGGGCAAAACCUGGUCACUUUGUGCAUCAAUAUUCGUAUGUGUGUGUGAGAAGGUGCACAUGCACGUAACAUCAAUGCAAAACGCAUAAAGCCUUGAAUUGCUGAAUCAUUUGCCAAUUCAUCGCCAAUGGGUUUUGGCGGCGCCUGCGAUCUCCCUGCGUUCACCGAAAGCUGCGGCUAUGAAUGGCAUUUUCUUGCAUUCCUCCAGCCUACAAAGAAUUUAAAUAAUCGAUGCAUUCAAAUAAAGUCACAUUGAGGCCACCGAAAUGUGUUAUUCCGAAUGGGAUAGAGACAGAGAGUAGACAUCGCAUUUCUCAAGCAGACAGUUUGGAAGCUCGUGUAUGCAGAUGCCUGCAGAGGGGAAUGCGGAACGAGCAUGGGUUGGAAGUAUUUUGGCCAAGGUAGAAUGCGCAUGUUGACAGGGCUUUAUCCAUUGUUGUGCUCGCAGUCAGUAUUGCUUAUAUGUAUUUUUAUAUAUUAAGAAAAGAAAACAAUUAUACAUAACAUAUGUAUGUGUACGAAAAUAUGUAUAAUAUGUACAUAAUAUGCCUUCUUACGUGCACUGAUACUUUACCGUUUACAGCAACCGAAACAUCGCCUUCUUACCCCGAUUGCCUUUGGCCUUUUGAGGAUUUUGUCCAUGUGCAUUCCGGAGUAUUAAAUUAUAUUUAUUGUAUAAGUAUAUGUAUACAAAUGUCCAUAUUUUGUGAUAAAGGUGUGCCACCAAACUUCUUUUUAUGUUUUGCUUAGUUAAUGAGAUUCCUGUAUGUACAUACAGACAUACAUAUGUAUCUAUAUAUAUUGGUAGGCGAACACAACUACAAUUACUUUCAUAAUCAACACACCAACAUUAUCUUCAAAUGAAAGCAUACCAUUCGGCGCAAAGAAUUAUAUUAGUUCGAAACACACAUAAACGAAAAAUCUCCUGCAUCAAUUAUUAUAUUUUGUUUCAGAUUUACAUACAUAUACUCUAAUUUAUUCAUCGCAUAGUACGAAACAUGUAUUGCAUUUAUAAACAGAAGUGUGUGCUAAAUUUUAAGCCUCUAUUGGUGAUCGCACUAAUUUACUCUUUUACUAAUUUUAGCUCAACAGAGAAAUGAGGAAAACGAGCAAAUGCAGGCAAACAGCCAUAAAAGAGCGUGAGACCAACUCAGCCACUCAAACCCCAAUUGGAUGAUGACAAGAAGACGUGAUUUGUGCUUGAUCGACUUUUUUCCGAGAAGUCAUCUCAGUAGCUGAGAACGUCUACAGUCUCCACCCACUGGAGUGCUAACACAUUAACAAAAGAAGAUUAAGUGGAUUAAAAACUGGGGCGUAGCGAUACAAAAUUUUCGUAGGGCAGAAUAGCCUUUCCAAUAACAACAUUUUGAGCAGAAAAAACUUGAAGAAGUUAAGUCUACUCGUACGCUAAACACAAAUAACGGCUUAACGAAAGCACAAUUGGCUGGCGAAUGCAAAAAUACUAAAGAGUUAAGCGAACAGUAAAGAGUUGGCGUUGCUGUGAGUACCCAAAGAUUUCUCAGAGCGUACUGUAAACAUCUCUGAGUCGGUAGGUGCUAUCUCGCGAAUUAUUGGCGUUGUGGAACCUAUUGCAUAUAUGCUUAUUUAUAUUCUGUUUAUAAAUAUGUUCACAUAUACACUUGUGUUGUAGCAGCAGUCGAUAAUUCUCCCAGAUCUUUUAGCCGCCUUCUGUUUAGAGACAAUAUUUUGAAGCCUGAGCUUUUCUUUCAUUAUGCGGUGGUAUUAGGCAAUGGACUUAAUACGUAUAUACUUGUAUUUUCGAAUGCUAUAUGUAUGAAUGCAUAUAUUUGCCAUUGUUUGAGUUGGUAUUUUCCUAAUGAUAGUAGAGAAGAUCGGCAAGCCAACAAAGCGGCGAGUACUCGAUCGUAUCCUCGACACAAUUGGACAUUUUCCAGCAGUGAUGUGCAGUGAAGCUUCGAUUCGAACGCAAUUGGAAGGCGGUCGGAGUGUUCACUUCAUUGUCCGAUUGUCUGCCGGUGCGUUUGUUUGAUCGGUGCACGGGAAGAUCGCGUUUGUGCAAACAACUUUGUUGAUAUGGUAUAUGUAGCGGCACUACCGUGUUCAAAAGUUAGCAAAAACUGGAGAGAUUAUAAUGUCACUCGGAUAUCUUGCAUUGUGCUUUUUGGUUGGCAAUCGUUAUUAAUUAUUGUGAUUUUUUCGCAUUGUGUACCGCGCGUUACAUUGUUGAAAACCAUCGGCUAGCGAUCAACAAUCCACGACGGCAUUUCUCAGAAGCUCCGGCAAAGAGUGUUUGAAUAAGUGAUCCGAAUUUCGGGAGGCGCGUUUGACGAAUUGCGAAGCUGGUGCUCGGGAGAACUGCGUUAAAAUUAUGCCUUCGUAAAUGUCGAUAUCAAUUAAAUAAUAUUGAAUAUAAACUAGACUGGUUUUAAUGGUCUUGAGUUUCCUGAUUAAUGCAAAAAUAAAAAAUAAAAAGACUUACGAUGCAAGUGGACUAGGAGUGGUUGUGGUAGAGCCGGAGUUACUUAUGUCAAAUAAUCGUUGAGUUAAGUUUCGGUAUGCCAUUGUUGCUAGCAAAUUAUCAAUCGGGUAUUGUUGUUGCUCAAGCGGCAUACGGCAUGCUACUGGAUUACAAUAACAUUUGCGUGAUGAAUAGAAUAAAUGCUGAUGACAAGCACAACCGCAAGUAUUUCCUUGAAUCACCGACACAUGAUUUAUUGGACGAUGAGAAAAUAUCCUUACCGGCGGUUGGGUCGGGAACAGGGUCUGCCAUUGAGCCAUUUUCAUAUCACGAAAACGUUGACCCAUACUAUCAAAAAGAGACACAACAACAAAUAAACGCUCAAUACAAUUCCAUGGCACCAAGUGGCAGUGGCCCAACACCUCUUCAGUAUUUAAACAAUAUCUUCGGGUUAAAAGCUCCGUCACAAACAGCGUUUGCACCCCCAAAUAUCUCGUCAGAGGAUGCUUUUAAUUGGAGUAGUUUUCAGUAUUUAAAUGCGACCAGGCAUUUUGAACCCAACCACUGCGAUAAUCAAGCUCAAGAAAUAUGCAGCAGUAAUGUGCCCCAGAAGCAAUCUCGCUUUUCUCUACUGUCAACAGGUAUGCCAGCUGAUCUGUCGAACCAAUUCAAUCAAGCGCCAAUCGGAGUUACCGCUACGUCUGCGUUGAAACGUGAAGGUAAUACGAAUGAUUCAUCAAUGAAAAAGAGUCCAACGCGCGUAUCUCUAUUGGCAGCGACGUUGAAUGAAAUAACAUACUCUCUACCGAAAGGGCCUGGAGCGACAGCAAACGCGAUCACAACAGCCUCUGUUGCAGCGGAAGUCAAAGCCAGAGACAGAGUCAGCGGAUCAGCGGUAGCUGAAAGUCCAGAAGUGGUAGCAGUUGAGGCGGCAACGACGAAACAGCCGUCAGCGAUUUCCAGUCAAAAUAACCCUUCCCUGCGCGGCAUGCAAAACAUUAACGAUAUCAGCCGAUUGGCUCGAUCGCCCUCGCCACUGCAAUAUCCUGCGUCCGAUUGUGGGGACAAUAAUUCGGUAGCGGGGAAUUCGAGUGAUCGCUGCUUGUCACCGCAGAGUCCGCCUAUAUUUGCUACGCCACAGGACGAACACCAACAACAUCAGCUGCCAACUCUAAAGUCCCACUUGUUGGAUGUGUUGAACCGAGGCGACACUACGUUGGAGUGCAAAUUAGGUGUUGCCAAAGAUGUUGAGCAUAUGAGGGACACAGAGUCCGGUGCGCUUAACUUAACCAGUGAAAGUUCGCGACAAAGUUUGCAAUCACCGUCACCGUCAUUGAAAUCGUUGCGCGCCGGCCGCUCUACACCUACAACGACCGCUUGCGAAAGUGCGGCACCCUGUUUUACUAACAACACAUAUCCAAUGCCAAAUAUUUCCUCGCAACAGGCGCAACUUGCUGUGGCGGCGAGCGCAGGCCUGGGUCUUGGCAGUCCGCUGUUUCCCCACGCACUCAACACCUCGAUCUCACCGCAAGACUUUACACAGUUCCAGCAGGCACUACAACAGCAGCAAACCGCACUGCACCAACAAUUCCAGAGCUAUAUAGAGAUUUUGCGCAGCGGUUCGUUAGGCAUAUCGCCAGAUGACCCGAGCAUGGCCACUCAAGUUGCUGCCGCUCAGUUCCUAUUUCACAGCCGUGUACAGGCGCUCACUCAAGCAACCCAGCAACUGCAGUCUCUUCAGAAGCAGCAGGAAUUACAGAAACAAUCCCAUCUUCAGCAUCAACAACAACAGAGAGAAGAAACUUCAAAAUCUUGUAAUUUGCACACCUCAACGCCGGCCCACACGCCCGUACAAAGUCCCGCAUCAUCUCCACUGCCGCUACAAACGAAUUUUAAUAUGAAUGCGCAUAGUCAAAUAACGCCACCCAACCCGGGCACUAGUCUGAAAGUGAGUGGGAUUCUUACGCCGAAUACAAUUAGCGGCGCCCCACAAACGCCUCAAAUGCUAAAACAUGCUGGCGCCGCUCAACGCUUGGCUGGGGAACCGUCGCCAGAGGAAACCACAGAUCUCGAAGAGCUUGAACAGUUCGCCAAAACUUUUAAGCAACGUCGCAUCAAGUUGGGCUUCACGCAAGGCGAUGUCGGCCUAGCCAUGGGCAAACUCUACGGCAAUGACUUUUCACAGACGACGAUUUCGCGUUUCGAAGCCUUAAAUCUGAGUUUUAAGAAUAUGUGCAAGUUGAAACCACUGCUGCAGAAAUGGCUGGAAGACGCUGAUCGAACGAUACAGGCGACUGGAGGCGUUUUCGACCCAGCUGCAUUGCAAACCGUGAGCACGCCUGAGGUUAUGGGGCGCCGCCGGAAAAAGCGCACUUCAAUCGAAACCUCGAUAAGGGGGGCUCUAGAAAAGGCCUUCAUGAUGAAUCAGAAACCCACAAGCGAGGAGAUCAGCCAAUUGGCCGACCGACUGUGCAUGGAAAAAGAGGUGGUGCGCGUUUGGUUCUGCAACCGACGGCAGAAGGAGAAGCGCAUCAAUCCGUCAAUGGACAGCCCGACCGGCGAACACGGCAGUGAGUCGCCUUACUUGAUGAUGCAGUGAAGCUUUUCGCUCCAUGCAUAAACCAGCAGUAAGACUAUGACUAGGCCUACAACUAUUUCGUAUUAAAUUAGGCCAUCAAAAUAAUGAUCCGGAGAUUCACUAUCCCUAUAUAUGUACAUACCUCUGAAUGGAUGUGUGUGUGUUUAACAAAUUGUCUACAUAUGUAUAUAUGUGAGACGAAGGGUACAUGGUAAUUGUACGUAUGUGCACACAUAUCUACGCACUGGGCUUAAAGCCUUCCAUGAAAAAGGUUCGCACAUACACACACGCAGAUACAUGUAUACGAAUUCCUAAGGUGACUUGCAUCUUGAAUUGGCGCAGGCUUUUAUAUGUGUUUGUGUGCUGUGUUAAAAGCACUUUAACAAUAAACAAUAACGAAAUAUUAUAUAAAUUUUAGUGUAUAUAGGCAAUAUGGAUAUUUUAUGAGAAAGCUGAAUAUGUUUUAUUACUAAAUGAUAAAUCAUAACUGAAGUAUUUUUGUGUGCAACGUUUAUGAUAUAAGUUACUAUUCUAAUAGCUGGUGUUUAUUUGUAAAUGUCAAUGUUUCUGGUGAAUUUGUGUUAGUUAGGUUAAUAGUAUUAAGAAUAACGGAAUAACCAGGGGUAUUUUGCAACAGUUUCAUCACAAACGCACACAAAUAACUGUGUGUGUGUGUAAAUCAGUUUAAAAAAAUGAUAAAACAAAAAGUGAACUUUGUAUGUAAAUAUAUACAUAAGUAUACUCGUAUGUAAUCAUAACUUACAAAGCUAAGAUUGGGAAAACUGUAUUUCACCGAGAUAUUUUGUAAAGCAAAAAUCGUGCUUUAGACGGAUAUCAACAUUGUUCAGUUUAGUUCAAGAAGUAUAGCAUAUACAUUGAAUAUAAGUAAGGUAUAUGUGUGGAUCGUCUCAUCUUUGUACAAUACGUAUGUAUGUAAGAACUUUAGUCUACUAUAAGUUACUAGCAAUUAGAUUAUAUUUAUUUGUUUUAAUACUGUGAUAAUAAGUAGAGGUUUAUUGAAAAUCUUCAUAAGGAAAAUUCCUGUAUAAAUUCCACGAAGAUAAUUUAUUGCAGUAAAAUAAAAGUAUGAAAAAAGAACAAAA